GUGCGGGAGCAGAGAGCGCGAGCCGGGCAAGGGCCGGGGAGGCUAUGGCCCCCAGUGCCCUGUAGACCUGGCGCGACUCCCGUGCUUUCGACCCCUUUUGGGGGCCCUGGGUGGCUUCUGGAGGGCCUUGCAGAGGGGCAGAGAAGGCAGGACCAUGGCAUCUAGGGCCUUUGACCCUCCCCCAGGGCGCAGCGUGACGGCGGGCAUCAUCAUUGUUGGAGAUGAGAUCCUCAAGGGACACACUCAGGACACCAAUACCUACUUUCUGUGCCGGACACUGCGCUCCCUGGGGGUCCAGGUGUGCCGAGUCUCUGUUGUCCCUGACGAGGUCGCCGCCAUCGCGGCUGAGGUCACUUCUUUCUCCAGCCGCUUCACCCACGUCCUCACGGCAGGGGGCAUCGGCCCCACUCAUGACGACGUGACCUUCGAGGCAGUAGCGCAGGCCUUUGGGGACAAACUCAGGCCACACCCUGAGCUGGAAGCAGCCAUCAGAGCCCUGGGAGGGAAGGGCUGGGCCAAGCUGUCUCUCGUGCCCUCCUCCGCCCGCCUGCAUUACGGCACCGAUCCCCGCACCGGCCGGCCCUUCAAGCUGCCGCUGGUCUCCGUCCGGAACGUCUACCUCUUCCCGGGCAUUCCGGAGCUGCUGCGAAGGGUGCUGGAGGGGCUGAAGGGCCUGUUCCAGAACACUGCUGUGCAGUUUCACCUGCGGGAGCUCUAUGUGGCCGCUGACGAGGCCUCGAUCGCCCCCAUCCUGGCCGAGGCCCAGGCCCACUUUGGGCGCAGGCUGGGCCUGGGCUCCUACCCUGACUGGGGCAGCAACUAUUAUCAGGUGAAGCUCACUCUGGACUCGGAGGAGGAAGGGCCCCUGGAGGAGGGCCUGGCCUACCUGACCGCCCGCCUGCCCCCGGGGUCGCUGGUCCCCUACGUGCCCGACGCCGUGCCGCAGGCCAGCGAGGCCGUGUACAGACUCGCCGAAUCAGGGUCUUCUCUGGGGGAAAAGGUGGCCGGUGCCCUGCAGACCAUCGAGACGGCCCUGGCUCGGUACGACCUCACCCGCCUCUGCGUGGGCUUCAACGGAGGCAAGGACUGCACCGCGCUCCUGCAUCUCUUCCAUGCCGCCGCGCAGAGGAAACACCCCGACACUCAGGAACCCCUCCAGAUCCUGUACAUCCGCAGCAUCUCCCCUUUCCCCGAGCUCGAGCAGUUCCUACAGGACACCAUCAAGAGGUACAAUCUACGGGUCUUGGAGGCUGAGGGAGACAUGAAGCAGGCCCUGAGGGAGCUGCGGGCGCAGCACCCCCAGCUGGAGGCUGUCCUGAUGGGCACCCGCCGUACGGACCCCUACUCCUGCAGCCUCUGCCCUUUCAGCCCCACCGACCCCGGCUGGCCGGCCUUCAUGCGCAUCAACCCGCUGCUGGACUGGACCUACAGAGACAUCUGGGACUUCCUCCGUCAGCUCUUUGUCCCCUACUGUAUCCUGUACGACCGUGGGGGAUGGGAGAUGCCAGAGGGGACCCGGCAGCUCCCUGCAAGGGGGUGGCACGCGUGCGUGUGCGUGUGUGUGUGCACGCGCGUGCAGACUGAAAAGGAGCUCGCGGCACAAUUCCCAAGGCCCGCCUCAGCAGGAGCCCCCCAGACGGCAGGAGCCUGGAGUUGUACCGGGCACUGGGGGAAGAGGAGCUGCUGGACUGACGAUGGCCAGGGAGGGCCCCGACCUCAGCUCAGCGCAGGUGGGCAGGGUAGGGCAGGGCAAACAGGAAGCACGGCCGCUGCUUCAGGGCCAGAGCCUGCCUCUCAGCCUCCUGUUCUCUGCUCUAGCACCCAGCCCAGCCCCCAUCGAGACCCCUGGGGCCCGCCAUGCUCCACCAUGGAGGGGCCCCAGACACUGUGGGAAGUGUGGAUCUUGCUUCCGGUGUGCCAUCUGUUGGUCUGGCCUCUCGGGACCUCCAUUCCCAGCCCCCACCUCGGGUGGACCUCCAGAGCCCAGGAGCUCGGCCUGCUGGCCGGGACCCCAGGAAGACCGCUGCAGGAGCUGGCAUUUCUCCAAGCCUGGCACAGUGAGCCCCCCAGCCCAGAUGGUUGAUUUCUCCAUGCUCUCUUAGUGCCAGGAAGGGGCUGCCCCCAAUCUCUCUGCUUUGAGAGUCACUGAA
Lontra canadensis (Northern American river otter) is the source of this 2150-nucleotide messenger RNA. RefSeq names its product flavin adenine dinucleotide synthetase 1 (gene FLAD1). Lineage: Eukaryota; Metazoa; Chordata; Mammalia; Carnivora; Mustelidae. The record is from RefSeq and is a predicted model, not a curated record. Gene Ontology annotation, molecular function: FMN adenylyltransferase activity. The coding region runs from base 155 to 2083 and encodes 642 amino acids. The transcript has 9 exons. Gene Ontology annotation, biological process: FAD biosynthetic process.